GGGUCCGCACAGACGGCAGUAGGCGGCCAUCGGCGCACGCGCCGCCUCGCGCCUCCCGGAUUCAAACGUACCGGCCCGUUUACAACUCCGCGCUAAAAUUAACCGCUCGCCGCAUUCAUAUCUGCAUGUUCCCUGUUCCGCCUCGAAUAUACGCGACGUGUCACAUAAACCCACCAUGUGAAAAGCGAUACUAGUGCCACAGUGUCAGACGUGAGCCGCGGGGAAAACGCCCGCCCCCUGCACACAGGAAGUAAAUAUAAUAUCGUGCGGUUAGCAUCGGACCUCCGAUAUGAAUCCACCGUCGGCGUUGCACGGGGCGAUGAGCCGGGAGAGGAAACCGUUCUCUUACCUCCCGGGAGGGCUAGACCUCUCGCAGAUAAAAUCCGAGCGUAUGGCGCAGAGGUUGAUGAGGAACGCCAUGAACCAGGGUGUUCCUGAAGUGCCGGUGAAUCCGAUUCAGUCACCGCCAACUCCGUCCACUCCAGUGCCUGUACCUAACUACAGUUGCUUGCCGGUUCAAGUCUUGCCAUCCGGUUUUACGUUGCCGGCCAAUCCUAAGUCGUUACUGAGGUCGAGAAGUAACCCGAGUCGUGAAUCUCAGAAAGUGCCACAGGCGCCGCAGUUCAUGAACCCUCAACCGCUCAUUGCGCAAGUUCAGAAUAACAUAAACAAAACUGCGCCGCAGCUUUCCCAAACAAACACAUACAACAACAGACCCGUAUCGAUGUUUGAAUAUGGUUAUUCGCCAAAUAAUAGCACAGUGAGGACAAGCUAUGGAAGUGAUGGAUAUACGGCGCCAGCAUUGCCAGAAAUGUGUUUUGAGGCGGAAUAUUUUACUACACCAAAUCUGACCCAUCAGACCGAGGAAAACAAAGACUCUUCGCUACCCUUUUCCUCUCAACAAAUCAUGCAAUCAACAGACUCAAUAAAAGAAAUAAAAACUGAACCUAAAGGACAUUUACUGGAUUUAAAUGCUAAUUUAACUUGUAGCUAUCACGGAGAUAAAAAACCAACCUCAAAUAAUAAUAAUGAAAAUGGUCAAACGCCGGCAUUUUCAGAAAUAAGCAAUGCAACAGGAUUAAGUAUUGACUCGGUAUCAUUUGAUAAUAAUAUAAAAGCAAGAAGUCCGUUAACAUUACAAAGUGAGGAUAUUAUCCCAACAAAAAUACUAGAAAAUGUCUCUGUUGAUAUGGAUGAAAAUAACAAAUCGAAUGUUAUAGUGGAAGUACCCGAUAAUGAUGUGACUAUAACAGUACAUGAUCCUUUAGAAACUAAACCUGUUGCAGAUCUGUCGGACAUCAGUGACGAUCAGAAACAAGUGAAAGUGGUCAAAAAGCAAGUUAAAAAGGAAAUCAAAGUUGAAGAGUCAGCUACAAAUGUCGAAGAUCAAAAUGGCGACGCCGAGGCAGAGUUGGUCGUUAAGUUGCCGGCUAAAAAGUCAGGCACAAAAGUCGAAACAAGAGUUGAAGUUAUGAAAAAAAGUUUACCCGAUGGUUCAGUAGAGGAAACAACCAAGACAAUUACUAAAACUACUACCGAUGGCAAGACAUCCAUCAAAACCAAAACUGAAACUAGAAUUAUUCCUAAAGAAGAACACUCUGAGGAAGAGGUUGAAGAAGAAGAAGAAGCAGAAGAAGAAGUAGAAGAGCCACAACCCGUAGUUGUUAAAGAAAAUGGCCACAAGGAAGUAACUGUACACAAAACAGAAAGCACGGUAACUACGACAUCUAAAAAAGUAGUAGAAGUACAAUCCAAUGAUCAAGAAGAGGAGGAAGAAGAAGAGGAAGAGGAAGAAGUUAUUGAACCUAUCAAAGAGAUUAAAGCAGUUGUAAAAACUGCUGAAAAAGUUGAAGUCAAACAAGCAGAGGCCGAUCACGAGGAAGAAGAAGAAGUAGAAGAAGAAGUUGUCGUAAAAAAACCCGUUCCAGCCCCUGAAGCAAAAUCUGAGCCUAAACAGGAAGAACAAGUGGAGGACGAAGAGGAAGAGGAGGAGGAGGAGGAGGAGGAAGAAGUAGUUGUUGUCAAAAAGCCUGAACCCGUAGAAAAUAAACAAGAAGAAGUUACAAAGAAAACGGAGGAAGAAGAGGAAGUAGAAGAAGAGGAAGAAUAUGAAGAAGCCGAGGAGGAGGUAAAAGCAGAUGCUAAAAAACUGGAAUCAAAGCCCGAGCCAGAACCAAAAUCGAAACCAAGGGAAGAAGAUGAAGAAUCUGAAUAUACAGAAGAAGAAAUAGAAUCGGAGCCCGAGGAGGCGCCCAAACCAACUCCAGUUGAAAAAGAAGAACCUAAACCUGAACCAAAACCAGAGCCGAAAGAAGAAAAGCCAGAACCCAAGGAAAACAAACCUGAGGCCCCAGUACCGGCAGCACCACAACCAGAACCCAAGGUGCCAUUAAGAGAACCAUCGAUCCCGCUUGAAAAGGUGGAAGAUAUCGAAAUUAAACCAAUAGGUGAGUCUCAAACAGUGUCAAGAACUCUCACGGAAAAUACCGAAAUUAUCAGAAACACUGCAGCGCCCACGAGCUCAUUAAGUACCCAAACAGAAUAUAACAGGGUUGAAAAUAUUGUCACUGUCAACCGCACAACCAAGACAUUAGACAAAGCCUAUGAACAAAUAACUCAAUCCGGGCCUCCUACAAUGAAAACCUACUUUGCGCCAAAUCGUGAGAGAGUUUCUAUUUCUCCAUCCAGGCCCUACCAACCUGCCUGCACUCCUGAACCACCAAAAACAGAGAGACGACACAGUCUGCUUUUAGAAAGGCUAAGCACAGAGCGCCAGAUGCCAGGUUCAGAAGUAUAUCAAAAUAACUACAACAGUCAGUAUAGCAAUCAAUCUAACAACCAAUCUUAUGACCAGCAAAAGUGGGCUCAUGAACCCCAAUCGGAAGUUGUUAAUGUCAGCAAUAUUAAGCCGAGUACAAUCUCCAAUUCCCAGUGGUACCAGCAAAACAGAAGUGAGAAUGUUCUAUAUAAUAAUGUGACGCCCACCACUGCCCCUCCCGCCAGCCAACUGUGGAACCAGCAGCAACCUCAGCCCCAGCCUCAGCCACAGCCUCAGCCACAGCCUCAGCCACAAUACCAGCCCUCAUACACUCAAAGUACACAAGACUACUCAAAAGUGUCAAACACCUAUCAACAGAAUAGUUAUCCAUCCUACACCCCCCAGCCCUCAGGCUGGGGCAACAACAACCUCAGCUCUGUUGACACCGUUCCAUCCAUUAACGUUCAAUCUAAUCAAUCUUACUCAUCCUACGAUACACAAAGCUACCAGAAGUCUUCACAGCAGUAUUCUUCUUCCUACGUUCCUCCUCCAUGGGAACAGGACCCCAACUACGUAGCUCCUAAUACAGCGAGCUUCUAUCAGCCAAGAGCAGACCUUCCUCAGCCACCACCCGCAACAAGUACAUUUAGCCCCAACACACACCCGGGAUGGACACCAACACCGCCUAAAACCAAGUUCUCCAAACCCCCUCCCAAAGCCUACGUGCCACCGGCGCCAAACCAAUCGUUCGUUAAAAACGUAAAUGUCGCAGAACCUCCUCCACAGCCUGGUCGCAAAACUUAUUAUAGCGAAUAUGAAAGACGUUACAUCACCGUUCCAGAAUCUAACUACGUACCCGGCGAGAGUAAAUUCCAAGCUCAACCCGACCCAUCGCCACAGUAUUAUUAUGAUAACAACGAGCAGCCAGCCGAGCCGGCGGAGCCACAGUGGCGGAAGGAGCUCAGGGAAUUUACAGAGAAGACGUCUCAGAGUCAAUACCAGACACAGCAAACGUCUGUAAAUCCGCCGUGGGAAUCCGAACCUAACUACGCCAAGCCCGCUACCCCGAACAUGAAAUAUACGCCUACCCCAUCCUGGAGCCAGACCCUUCAGCCGCAGUCGUGGCGCGAGAGGAGUUUCGAAUCGGAAUUGGUAUCUGAAUCUCAGGAAUGGGCAAAGAGUAAUACUUUGGGAAGAAACAGGCCAAUGAGUUCGUACGUAAAGAGUGCGGAGGCGCCCGCUCCGGAGAGGCCGCGCGGCGUGUCGGUGGACCGCUUCAACCCGAACAACUACAGCGGGCCAAUCCUGUCGGAGCACCAGCCCGUGCAGGGCCAGACCCUGACGCCGGCCAACGCUCCCCACUCGAAGGGUUAUCAUAACCCUAAUGUGCCUGCUUACCACGCACGUGCCUCAGCUGAACCUAGAGAGCAGUCGAACUACCACCACCCACGCACUUACGGCCUGGACUCCCGCGCCAGCCCCCUGCAGUCACGCUCCUUCAAAUACCUGCAGUGGAUCACGGGCACCGAGGAAUAGGCGCCAUAAUCUUAAGUUAAUUUACUGUAACAUAUGAACAUAAUUGCGACCACCUGGCACAUUUCGUAAAUACUUGAAAAGAAAACAUUUGCUGCGUUGCGAAAGCAACGCAUUCAAAUUUGUUGAGUAGAUUCGUACGCUUAGGUUACGAAAUCUGCCAUGUGAUAUAGUUUAACUCAUGUAAGAUGUAUAAAUCGAAACGAUCGAUGGUGUAAAUUUAGAUUUAAGGGUAGGCUCUGUUAGACUCUUAUCUCUAGCUACUGUACUUAUGAAUUUUCUCUUCUUUCACAAUAAUGAUACGGUUUCAAUAUAUACGUAACGCGUGAUUGCCAUGUUUAAUUAAUCGUUACAUGUACAGGUUUCGUAUUUUCUACUAUCGCUUCCAGUUAUCGUGAUAUAGAUGGACUAAGUAUUGCAGCUUUGUUUUAGAAAAUAAUUAAUAUUUUCUCUGAUUUAAUUCAAAAAAUUAAUUAGAAUAAUUAACAGAGAAUAAUUCAGAUUUGGUACUGAGCGACUAAUAUCUAGUCUAUUUUACAAAAAAUCUGGUUAGUCUAUUUAUUUUAUGUUAAUAUAAAAUCGUUAAGACUUCUGUGUUGUACUAGCGCUGUCCUUUUCUAUCUUACAUUUGGAUAGCACUCAACUCAAGUGCGAGCAGGUUCGAUAGUGGGAAGUGUUUAUAGUUUAUCUAAUCUGUGCUAUACGCAAUGUGAUACGUGUCCUCGCUAACGUAGACUAGCCUCUCGCUAGUUAGCUAACUUAUUUACCUUAUUGUAACUACGAAUGCAUUUCAGCUUCAUUUUCAACUAAUUUAUUUCGAUUGAUUAAGUAGGUUUUUAUACGAUUUUACAAUAGUGUCGUUUCUUUGGAUGAGUCUCGGAUCUGUUGCAGUAUUAAAUCUAUCGAUUGUGAUAUUUAAAUGACCGUAAGAAGAUUCAGGCGUUUUGGAUAAUAUUACAUUUUUCCUUUUCCAAUUAGAAAUCUAGAAAACACUUUGUAAAAUACCUGACAUAUGUAGUUAUUCCUUAUCAUUGGGAGUUAAAAAGUCCUUCCCGUUUCAGUCACAAAUGUCGGGUCAAAUCUUUGCAUAUAGAUUUUAAAGUGAAUUCCACGAUUCUUUCGCAGAAACGACACUUUAGACUAGAAUAAUGGAUAUGGGGGCACGGAAGUGAACCCCGACAAGUUUUACUCUUCUUUCCUCGUUUGUAGAUAGCGUAGGUUGUACACUUGUGACUUUCCAUUUUUAUUUUAAGAGAAAAAUGGCUAAGCACUAUUGUACCCGUACUAACUUAAUUUUCUACUUUAAUAAUUUAUUUAAUUUAUAAAUCACGAACUCAAGAUGUGUAUUUAAUAUCCUUUUUGGUUUAGGUAUAAGGUGCAUGGUCCAUUAAAUAGUAACAACAUAUCGUCCUUUAUUUGAUUACGUUAUUUGUGAGGUUAUUGUUGAGUUUCGUUUAAUAAAAUAUAUACAA
Messenger RNA from Cydia strobilella, 5763 nucleotides. Its product is annotated as titin-like. NCBI's taxonomy places the organism in Eukaryota, Metazoa, Arthropoda, Insecta, Lepidoptera, Tortricidae. The transcript is spliced from 4 exons. The record is from RefSeq and is a predicted model, not a curated record. Bases 290 to 4294 code for a protein of 1334 amino acids.